This is a messenger RNA of Tetrahymena thermophila SB210, 1071 nucleotides long. RefSeq lists its product as hypothetical. The transcript has a single exon. The record is from RefSeq and is a predicted model, not a curated record. Lineage: Eukaryota; Ciliophora; Oligohymenophorea; Hymenostomatida; Tetrahymenidae.
AUGAAAAUAAAUAACUAGAAAAAAGAAAACGUUUAAAAAUAAUAAAAAGGUGGAUCUGUAAAUUUAAAUUUUUCUUGCAACAAAUACUCAAUCAAUAAAUUAGAAUUAUUCUAGCAAAAUUUGUUGAAAAGAUAAUAUCUUGUGAAAUAAUUGAUCAUUAAUUUGAAUGAAAGUCAUUUAAGCGAUUAAAUGAUGAAAAAUUUAUAAGAAAUUCUAUUAAAAGCUAAAGUUUAAGAAAAUUUUGAAUUGAAUUUAGUAAGUAGUUUAAUUGAAUCGUACUAAUUUAUUUCAGAAAUAUUAUAAUCCUAAAAUUAAUUAAUUAAUUUGAGUUUAAAUUUUGGUGCUGUUAAUAUGUUUAAUGGCUAGAUUGAUUUUAUAUGUAAAGGAAUUAUGAAUUACUCUAAUCUUUAAAAACUUAAACUCAAUUUGACGGGAUGUUCUAUCUAAGAUUAAGGUAUGGAAAAAUUAGCUGUCUGUUUAGUCUAAUUUAAAAAGUUAUAACAUUUAGAUCUAAAUAUUUAACAAAACAAAUUAGGAGAAAAAUCUGGAAAUCAUUUAUCAGCAGCUCUUUGUAGUUUAAAAGAAUUAAGUAUUUUGAAAGUAGACCUUAACUAAAAUUAAGUAUUUUCGUCUGACUUACUUGCUAACUCAAUUAAAAAUAUAGGAUACUUAAAUAACCUCUAAGAAAUGUAAAUAUAUGUAUCUCACAAAAUAUUAGUGUUUCCUCAGAAAGAUCAUCCAAAAUAUGUUAAUUAUCUAAGUAAUUAUUUUAAUGAGCUAAGUAAAUGUGUAAAUCUUAAAACAUUCAGCAUAGAUAUUACUCCUUCAAUAUUUAAUAAUCAAAUGCUGUGCUAGCAUCUUAAUAAAGCAAUUAUUUUAAUGUCUUUUUUAAAAAUACUAAAAAUAAGUGGCUUUGAAGGAAGCCUUUCUAAUUUAGAUUAACUAUUAAAUGGUAUAGAAUUUCAUUAAUCUUUAGUUUAUUUAAGUAUAGAUAUGAAUAUACAACCAAAAAACCUCACUAAGCAUCCAGCUUUAAAGAAAGUCAAGAGAUUGGUUAUGUGUUAGUCUUGA